This is a messenger RNA of Meloidogyne enterolobii, 541 nucleotides long. The record is from the annotation of a GenBank genome assembly. Lineage: Eukaryota; Metazoa; Nematoda; Chromadorea; Rhabditida; Meloidogynidae.
AAUGGCCCCAUUACUUUCCUAUUGUUUCAAUUUCUCUCUGGCGAUGGUCCCCCUCCCAUUAAACCAAAUUAUUUCUUCCCAUCUCCUCUCUUCUCCCCUAAAAACACUAAUCUAUCCUAUCAGGAUGGACUUUUCACCUCCUCCCCUUAGUCCUUUCAUCCCCUUUAUUUCAAUAUGGUACAAUAGAAUUAAUACUUUUCAAUUAAUUCUCCUUCAUAAUGCCCCAUUUUUUGCAAAUCCAAACCUUCCAGCAUUGGCGUUAGAGAAAAACACCAAUGAUUUCUCUUCUCCUUCUGUCCUAUUAGUCAGACAAAAAGAAAACUCCCCGCUCAAUCUCCCACUCUCCCACUCAAUCAAUUUUCUUUUAGCCGUAUUUCCCACAAUUUUUCCUCUUUCGGAUAUAGCUCACUUCCCAUUCGGAAAAUUUCAUUUUAUUAUAUUACCAGUUUCCGUCCCCGAGCUUAGCUUUCUCUCCGGAUUUGACUCUCUCUUUCGACAAGCUCUUGUUUUCCACUACCCUUUCCAUUUGAUAAAUUUUUAA